UUCAUCUUUUUGUCCAUAUUUUCAUCCCCAAAAUUCAAAAUUUCACGAUUCCAAGCACCAUGGAUAGUAUGAUGGUGUUUUGUUCAAAACCCCAUUACUUUCAUCAUUUCCAAAUAAAUAUUCAAAAAUCACCUCUUUCUUUCUUUAAAUCCAAAACCCUUGUUAACUUUAAUAGCUCAAAAUCAUCUUUGUUUGCCUCCAAAAAAACAACAAGUGUUGUUGUUUCAAAUCUUGAUUCCAGAGUUAAUGGUGCUCUUUCAUCUGACCCAGAUUCUAGUUUUCUUGAUAGACAAAAAGCAUUGGAAGCUGCAAUGAAUGAUAUUAACAACUCAUUUGGUAAAGGAAGUGUGACAAGGCUCGGAAGUCUCGGUGGAGCUCUUGUUGAAACAUUCCCAAGCGGUUGUCUCCCCUUAGACCUUGCAUUAGGUGGUGGCCUGCCUAAAGGGAGAAUCGUAGAGAUUUAUGGACCAGAAAGUAGUGGAAAGACCACCUUGGCACUACAUGCCAUUGCAGAAGUUCAGAAGCUAGGAGGAAAUGCAAUGCUUGUUGAUGCAGAGCAUGCUUUUGAUCCAUCAUAUUCUAAAGCAUUAGGAGUGGAUGUGGAGAAUUUGAUUGUUUGCCAACCCGAUAAUGGAGAAAUGGCACUUGAGAUUGCAGAUCGUAUGUGUAGAUCAGGUGCGGUUGAUCUCAUCUGCAUUGACUCUGUCUCAGCUCUUACCCCACGAGCUGAGAUUGAAGGUGAAAUUGGAAUGCAACAAAUGGGUUUGCAAGCACGUCUUAUGAGUCAAGCAUUGCGUAAGAUGUCAGGCAAUGCAUCUAAAGCUGGCUGUACUCUUAUCUUUCUAAAUCAAAUAAGAUACAAGAUAGGAGUAUAUUAUGGAAAUCCAGAAGUUACAAGCGGAGGUAUUGCCUUAAAAUUUUUUGCAUCUGUUCGACUUGAAAUACGGCCUAUUGGGAAGAUAAAGUCGGUCAAAGGGGACGAGGAUAUCGGACUUAAAGUUCGAGUAAGAGUUCAAAAGAGUAAGGUUUCUAGACCAUACAAACAAGCAGAGUUUGAAAUCAUAUUUGGAGAGGGAGCAAGCAAAUUGGGAUGUGUAUUGGAUUGUGCUGAAAUGAUGGACAUUGUGUUGAAGAAGGGCUCUUGGUAUAGCUAUCGAGAUCAAAGGUUGGGGCAAGGAAGAGACAGAGCAUUGCAAUACUUGAGAGAAAACCUUCCCCUUUGUGACGAAAUAGAAAAGCUUGUCAGGUCGGCAAUGAUGGAUGGAACUGGGCAAGCAGUUGCUUCUUACGCUCGACAGUCAACACCACUAAAUGAAGAGGAUGAGUUACUUGAAGAACUUCAAUGACAUCUUAAUGGAAUAUUUGCUAAUCGGUUUCCCAUACAACCCUUGGGGAGUUUGAACGUCCGUUCAAAUUUUGCUUUUAGUAUUUAAAUUUUCUGGAAGGCUGUAAACGUGUAAAAAACUGUAGAAACUUGUGCAGGACAUUUUGUAACCCUUUGUUCUCAUUAAAAGCUUACAUGUGCUCGAUAUUAUUAAUUUAUUAGAGAGAAUGCGGGUUGCCUACUAA
Erigeron canadensis is the source of this 1569-nucleotide messenger RNA. RefSeq names its product DNA repair protein recA homolog 1, chloroplastic. Lineage: Eukaryota; Viridiplantae; Streptophyta; Magnoliopsida; Asterales; Asteraceae. Gene Ontology annotation, biological process: DNA repair. Gene Ontology annotation, molecular function: single-stranded DNA binding; ATP hydrolysis activity; ATP binding. The transcript has 13 exons. The coding region runs from base 60 to 1346 and encodes 428 amino acids. The record is from RefSeq and is a predicted model, not a curated record.